Molecule: messenger RNA, 1008 nt
Organism: Agrilus planipennis (emerald ash borer)
Lineage: Eukaryota; Metazoa; Arthropoda; Insecta; Coleoptera; Buprestidae
Product: luciferin 4-monooxygenase-like
Exons: 3
Coding region: 343-984 (213 amino acids)
Biological process (GO): fatty-acyl-CoA biosynthetic process; long-chain fatty acid metabolic process
Molecular function (GO): long-chain fatty acid-CoA ligase activity
Source: RefSeq, a predicted model, not a curated record
GCGUGACGCUAACAGAUAGAGAAAUAGAGAUGCCAGUCUCCAGUUUAAUUAUGAAACUGGAGAUGGAUGAGGAUGUGACUGUGAUCUAUUUGUGAGACCAAUGGUCAAAAGAAGAUGAAUGUAAUUUAUUGUCUUUAUCUUUUUACAUCGGUUAUAUUUCAAUAAGGUGAAUGGUGAAGAUACAGUGGAUAGAGAAGGCUAGAAAUGAAGAGAUAUUAGAAAGAAUAGGAGAGCAGAGGACUAUAUGGAAGUCAAUAAGAAAUAGGCGAGAUUGACGGUAUCACACAAGAAGAAGAUAAAUUCAACAAUUUUCUAACGAGGUGCACAAGAACAGCGUUACAUAUGCGAAAAAAGGGUUUUAUACCUCAAGACAAAAUAACUAUUUGUACAUUUAAUACAUUAAAUAGUGCAGUACCAUUAAUAGCAUCAUUUUUUACUGGAGUUAUCCCGUCAACAAUUGACCCCACAUUCUCAGUAGAUGAUUGCAAAUAUUUUCUUCAAAUGCUGAAACCGAAAGCUAUUUUUGUCGGUUCAGAUUCAGUUGAUUUAAUUGUUAAGAGUCUUAAGGCGAGCAAUUUGGAAUCAAAAAUUAUUGUGCUCGGCCCUUCCAACGAUUAUGAAUCUUUCGAAAAUUAUUUAGCUCCAAUCGAUGGGGAAGAAUCAUUUGAGCCACACGAUGCCAUAAAUUGGAAAGACACUGCUAUGAUUCUUUUCAGCAGUGGAACCACUGGUAAACCAAAAGGAAUUUGCAUAAACCAUAGUUUCCUUGUCAACAUUGCCCAGUCGUCAUUGUACUCCAAAGGGGAUAGGGUACUAUUCUUGUCAUCCCUGUAUUGGAUCACACAAGUCGGUUUAACUGUUGCAAACAUUUUUCUUGGAUUUAUCAAAGUGGUUUACCCGAGAUAUGAUGGUCCUGCAAACUUUUGCAAAGUUGCAGAAAAGUGCAAGGUAACGAAUUUUAUUUAUUUAUUUUCAUCAUCAUAAGGUAGACAGUCCUAAGAGUGGUUG